This is a messenger RNA of Etheostoma cragini (Arkansas darter), 2454 nucleotides long. RefSeq names its product teleost multiple tissue opsin b (gene tmtopsb). Gene Ontology annotation, cellular component: membrane; photoreceptor outer segment. The transcript has 4 exons. NCBI's taxonomy places the organism in Eukaryota, Metazoa, Chordata, Actinopteri, Perciformes, Percidae. The record is from RefSeq and is a predicted model, not a curated record. Gene Ontology annotation, molecular function: G protein-coupled receptor activity. Gene Ontology annotation, biological process: G protein-coupled receptor signaling pathway. The coding region runs from base 352 to 1602 and encodes 416 amino acids.
AAAGGCGCUGUGAGUGAUAAAAGCUCCGGCGCACCGCACGCUGGACCGGUGGCCGCGCAAGAAAAAGUGCACACCUCUCCGGAUCCGGAGCGCACGGUGUGGUGCGGACCAGCAUCUGCUCUCUGAAUCCUGACUUAUUCGCCAAGUAGAUCUCGUGGACUGGAUAGCAGCAUUUACAAUUACACGUAAUUCUUCUUUUAUUUAAAGCUGUCAUGUGAGCGCAAGGCGCAAAAGCUGGACUUCCUCGUGCGUCUUCGCUUCUCCAGAUGGGUUGACAGAGUCAAUAGCACCCAGAGACCGGAUGCUUCCGUCCCGUGGUGCAAACUUCGGGCAGUUGCAAACUUGGCGGUUAUGCCCGGUAUGAUCGUUUUCAACGUGAGCCUGAGUUGUGCGCACUGUCCGGGUGGAGUAGCCGGUGGCACGGCGUCUACGGACGCAUACGAAGAGGUGUCCGGUUCUCUCCCUCCUCCGUCCCUGACCCCGAAAGGGCACCUGGUGGUGGCGGUUUGCCUCGGUUUCAUCGGCACCUUUGGGUUCCUCAAUAACCUCCUGGUGCUCGCGCUGUUUUUCCGGUACCGUGCUCUGCGAACGCCCAUAAACCUCCUGCUGGUGAGCAUCGCUGCUAGCGACCUGCUGGUCAGCGUGCUGGGCACCCCGUUCAGCUUCGCGGCCAGCACCCAAGGACGCUGGCUGAUCGGACGCGAAGGCUGCGUAUGGUAUGGGUUCGUUAACUCAUGUUUAGGCAUCGUCUCCCUGAUCUCCCUGGCUGUCCUGUCCUACGAGCGUUACUUCACCAUGAUGAAGCCAACUAUAGCCAACAACAGAGACUUCGGCCCAGCGCUGGGAGGGAUCUGCUUCUCCUGGCUCUACUCUGUGGCCUGGACUGUACCUCCGCUACUAGGCUGGAGCAGAUACGGGCCCGAGGGCCCAGGCACCACCUGCUCAGUGGACUGGAAGACCCAAACGGCAAACAAUAUCUCCUACAUCGUCUGCCUAUUCACCUUCUGCCUGGUCCUGCCGUUUGGCGUCAUCCUCUACUCCUAUGGAAAUCUGCUGCACGCCAUCAGACAGGUCCGCAGUGGGAGCUCAGUGGUGACCCGCCGCAGAGACCAGCGAGUGCUGUUGAUGGUGGUCACCAUGGUGGUGUGCUACCUGGUCUGCUGGCUGCCCUACGGAGUAGCAGCUCUGCUCGCAACCUUCGGCCCUCGUGGCCUUUUGACCCCCGAGGCAAGCAUCACACCCUCACUGCUGGCCAAGUUAUCCACUGUCAUCAACCCUGUUAUCUAUAUAUUUAUGAACAAACAGUUCUACAGGUGUUUCAGGGCGUUCCUUAACUGCUCCGCCCCUGAGCAACCCUCCACCGUAAAGACAUUUUCACGGCCGACCAAGACGCUCCGCACCGUCCGCCAGGAGAAGGAAUGCCACAUGUCCGAUCCCGCCCCCUCGUCUGCCCUGCCCACGCCCAAAUCCAUGCAUGAGUCCCCGCAGAGAGCCAAUCGAGGGGCUCUGUUUCCAUCAAAUCGACACUCUGCUGCUUCACACACCCCUACUGCUUACACCCCCAAACCCAAACUGAUUCUGGUAGCUCACUACAGGGAAUAAAAACAGAGAAACAACAACAGGAGCUAAAGGUUUACAGAAAAAAAGUAUAAGGGAGCAGGGCGCAGGUCUCCAAUUAACAACCAAAUCCUCUUAAUAGUGAAAAAAGUCGCAGUGGGAGUCUUAAAUACAAACUGGGCCAUUUUUAAUCCCUGAACAGGUUAUUAUUGCUCUGUGAAGUUGGCAAACAGAGAUACACACAAAAUGCCAGUCUCAUCCUGUUUACCACAGGCACUGCAUACACAGCAGUAUUAUAGGGCUAAGCUUAGUGCUUCAUGGUAAGAUUACACAUGAAAAAAGCCACAUAAGUAGGUGAAGUUUUUUGCUUGGAUUAAUGCAAGUAUCUAACUAACUAAAUAGUGUGCUUUCUUUUCAGGAACAAUUUGAAGAAGCACAGCCGUCUUUGGCAGAGAUUUCAUAAAUUGUUGGGUGUUUUUUUGCAAACAGGGCCAUGAGAAAUUUUGUUGGCUCAAGUUUCAUAGGCAGGAUUAUUCUUUCUUUUUUCGGCAAUAAUUCAAGAACCGGGUAAGCAAUUUUUCAUGACAUCAUUUCCAUGCCUGAUAUUUGAGGAUUUUACACAGAGCAUUAAAGAUUUGUUGAACAAUUUCAUGCAAUUUAGAACGGAGGUUUUUAUUAUGCCUUUAUUUACACUUUGCUGUAUGUAGGAUCUCUGUCAUUGGUACUUUGACUGUUAUGAAAGCCUUUGAUAGGGACAUUUCACCACGUUAUGUGGGACAUCUAAGUGUUCUUGGUGUUUCUGAAUCUAUUGCUUCUCUCCAUUCACUGGAAACACGGUUUUGUUUUUUCUUCUGUACUUUCUGCUUGCUUAUGUAACGUAAAUGAAAUCAUGUCACA